CAAAUAUCAAAAUUAUCACUUUUCAAUAGAUAUUUGGUCAAAGAAUUACCGGGACCUUCGGAAGGAUGAAGAUAAUACACUGACGACGGAUCAUGAAUCAAUCUAGUCUUCUUAGGGUUUGAGUUCCCUUCGGUUGACAUGAUGAUGCACGACGGAGACAAGCAAGGGAGACGACAGGAAGACCUACUGGACCGGCGACAAACCCUGGCGACAGACGAGGCCGGCGGCGACGAAACAACCGGUUGGCGACUCGACUGGUAUCGUAUCGGGAUAGGGAAGGUCGAGCACCUUCGAGCUAUAGAAUUGAGGAAAAGGAAGAGAUUGAGAAGGGAGAGGGGAAGACGGCUGUUGAUCGGCGAGGGGGAGAGAGCGGGUUUAGGGUUAGCAAUGACCCUUGUUGUGCUCGUAUCGAGGAAGUCAUUUUGGUCUGAACUCGUAAUGUUAUCACAUGAUAACCUAACAGGUGAACACCAAGUGCCUACGCCAAUGGACGAGCUCACAACCGACAAUAAGAAAAAACUCUCUUUGAAUGCCAAAGCAUUAAAUGUGUUGUUUUGUGCAUUGGGUCAAGAUGAGUUUGCUAGGGUGAGCUCUUGCAAAUCCGCAAAGGAAGCAUGGAAGCUCCUAGAAGCCACCCAUGAAGGAGAUAAAGACACAAAAGCUACCAAGAUAGCUUUAGGAACAUCCGAGUAUGAAAACUUCAAGAUGAAGGCCGGAGAAUCCGUUCAAGAUAUGAACAAACGAUUCAACCUCAUUGUCAACAAUUUGACGCGUAUUCAGAAACAUAGACUACGUACAUAGGAUUUGUCACUACUCUUUUUAAAGAGAUUAAUGUCUUAUGGGGCCCACUGAUAAGUUAUGAUUGAGGAAAUUGCAUGGCCAUGCUGAGAUGUUUUUAUGACGUCUGUUCCUAUUAGUCAAACUUGAUAAAUCAGUGAAUGACUUAAUGGAUACAAGCUGGAUUUUAUUAAUCCCUUGCAUUAAGUUUAGACAUUGAGACAAAGGGAUAGAGUUACACGGAGUUUGAGUCGUGGAAAGAAGAAUUUUGAAAAUCCUUCUCACAAUCACAAUGAUUUGUUUGGCCAUUUUGGAUUGAGGAGAAUCACAAUUUUCUUUGAUUGAAUUUUGAGUGGGGUAAUUAUUUGUCAUUUAGCUAAUGACAAAAUUAAUCACAUCUUUGUUUUAAAUAUACACCUCACGCACCAUUAGCAAAGAAGAGAAGGAGAUAUCACCAAUUUGUUUUAAGUUUUGGCCAUUACAUUUUUAGUGAGAGAAAAUACUUUGUGUUCUAUUAAUAUCAUUUUGUUUAUAGAAAAUAUCUAUAAUAUUUUCUAAAUAUUAUUAGAAAUAUUUUCUAUAGAAAUAUACAAGAUUAUCAUUAUCCCAAUUUUAAUCUUUAUAUUUUAUACUACUAUAAUCUUUACUAGCAUAAAGAUUGUGGUAGACUCCGGCGUUGUUCGUGUGUCAAAGUUGGAGACCGGACGCUUGAACGGUUACGUUUGCACUUUCAACGCUCUUCCUACGACUUCUUCGUUUUAGCUGCUUACGGAGAAAGGUAUAAAUUUCUUACUACUAUAUGUUUUAGUACGUGAUUCUGGGCAAGAUAAUCAUGUUAGGAUGUUAAAAUUUUUAUAUUCCGCUGCCUAUCCUUGCAUGGUUACCUUUCAGUGGUAUCGGAGCCAACGUACAAAACUAUAGUUUUACGUUUGA
Cuscuta campestris is the source of this 1710-nucleotide messenger RNA. Lineage: Eukaryota; Viridiplantae; Streptophyta; Magnoliopsida; Solanales; Convolvulaceae. The record is from the annotation of a GenBank genome assembly.